GGCAACUUUCAAUUGCAAGACGCAAAUCGUAAACCCGAAAAGGCAAACUUGAAAAAUGAAAAUCUUCUCGCUUGGUGGUGUCCUUACCCUCUCCGCCGUGGCCAGUGUGGCUCUAGGUGCUCCUCAAUUGGAAUCUCGCCUGCGCCGUGAUGUCUCGGAACUGGUGGAUCCCGCUGCCGUGGAAUACCUGCCUCCUUCGGUCACCGAGGCUGUCCUCCUGAACGCUGAGCCCGUGGAGGCUGAGCCUCAGGCCGAUCCUGCUGCCCUGGAAGCCGAUUCGGAGGCCACUGUCCUGGGCGAUGAGGGCUACGAGUACCGCACGGUGCGCCGCCUUAAGCUGCGCCAUCGCAACCGUCGUGAUGUGUCCCAUUUGCAGCCAGCCAGGCAGUAUCUGCCACCCAGCACCGCCUACUUGCCACCCGCCCAGGAGGCGCAGGCUGCCCCCGAGGCUCCGGCAGCUGCAGCUCCACCAGCCGAUGACACCGAGGAGGUGGUGUCCGCCGCCGAGCCCAAGGUGAACCGGGAGUACCUUCCGCCCACCGAAGCUGCGCCAGCGGCUGAGGAAGCCACCGAGGCGGCUGCACCCGAGGAGCCAGCCGAUGUCCGUGUGGUGGAUGUGCCCACCGUUUCGGGGCAACUGCUCCAGGAUGGCUACCACUACCAGCAGCCGGCCGAGAUGCCCGCCAAGCUGAGGGAGGCCGCUCCCGAGUAUCUGCCUCCGAUCGGCGGCGAGGAGGUCAUCGUGGAGGGUCCGGCUGGAGGCGAGAGUGCCGUCCUGGGCAGCGAUGGCUACCAGUACCGUGCCAUCAGGCGUUACAGAUUUUAAAUUUCUCAAUUUGCCAGCGAUUUGCUCACGUUUUGUUCCACCUUUUAAUUGUUGUUGAUG
Molecule: messenger RNA, 886 nt
Organism: Drosophila mauritiana
Lineage: Eukaryota; Metazoa; Arthropoda; Insecta; Diptera; Drosophilidae
Product: fibrous sheath CABYR-binding protein
Exons: 2
Coding region: 56-826 (256 amino acids)
Source: RefSeq, a predicted model, not a curated record